AUGGUGCUCGAGAAAGAUACCACCGCGAAUUCUUCUAAGAGUUUUAGCGGCGGUGCGAUUGGUAAUAAUGUCGGAGUGGCAAUAGAUAAAGAUAAAAGCAGUCAAUAUGCUCUUAAAUGGGCUAUUGAAAAUCUCAUUUCUCGUGGCCAAACUAUUUCUCUCAUCCAUGUCAAGAAGCGCCCCUCCGUCCCCUUAUCAGGAGGAAAUCACAUGUCUCUUCCAGAUUUUAGUGAUCUCGGAAUGACCAAAGCAGCAAAAAACAUUAAUACAGAUAGUCAAAUAACCGAGCUUUUUCUAGCCUUCCGUGCAUUUUGUUCGCGCAAAGAUAUCAAAUGCAAUGAGAUAAUCCUCGAAGAUGCAGAUAUAGCAAGAGCUCUUUGUGACUAUGGAAGAAUACACAUGAUAGAUGUUUUCGUCCUAGGUGCCCCGGCAAAAUCUUCCUUCGUAAGAUUCAAGGGUCCAGAUGUUCCCGCGACCGUUACAAGACUCGCACCGGAAUAUUGUUCAGUUUAUACCGUGUCAAAAGGAAAGACUUUAUCGAUUCGACAAGCAACUGUCCAAGUCCCCGGCAAUUCAUCUCGUGCAUCAACUAAUAGCUACGAAAACAAUACCGUCGCUACUUCAAACGCAUUACAAGAUUUGCGAUCAACAAUUAAUAAUCGCAUUGCUAGAGGUUCUGAACCGCCGGUAUCUACAAAUAGAGCUACUAAUGUUCCAUCCGGAGAAUCGACGGGAUUUACACCACCAAGAAUCAGUUCGGACUAUCAAGAUGAGAUCAAGUCGCCCUUCGAUAGAAAUAAUAAAAAUCCCAAUAGGGCAUCCUAUUGCAAUUUAGAUAUUGGGGGCUCCGACAUUUCAUUUGUGGGUUCGAAUCGGCCCAACUCUAAUAAUGAUAUGUACAACGGCUCCAACUUCAAUAUGCAUGAAGAAUUUCCAACUCGACUUUCAAAUUCUUCAAAUGAUUAUGAGUACUAUAAUGGAUUUACUUCCCCAUUACCCCCCAUGAAAGAAAAGUCACCCGACAAUAGUUAUUCUCUAAGUUCCGAUCUUAGUGACGAAUCGUCGCAACCUGCCCCACAAAAUGUGUCGGAGAUGGAGGCGGAGAUGAGAAGAUUGAAAAAAGAGCUUCAACAAACUAUAGACAUGUAUAGCUCAGCAUGUAAAGAAGCUCUAACUGCCAAACAAAAGGCAACUGAGCUAAAUCAAUGGAAAAUGCAAGAGCAUCAAAGACUAGUAGAGGCAAAGAAAUCCGAAGGAGCAGCACUGGCAAUGGCACAAAGAGAAAAAGAGAAAACCAAGGCAGCAAUUGAGGCUGCCGAGGCAUCUAAGAGAGUCGCGGAGCAUGAGGCACACAAAAGAAUCAUGGCAGAGAUGAUGGUGAUGAAGGAGACGGAUGUAAAGAAGGGUCCAUCUAUGUCUCAUGGAGAUACGAGGUAUCGUAAGUAUUCUAUAAACGAGAUUGAGCUUGCAACCGACAACUUUGACAAUAGUCGAAAGAUUGGAGAAGGCGGUUAUGGACCUGUCUUCAAAUGUUCAUUAGAUCAUACUCCUGUUGCUGUUAAAGUUCUUCGCCCUGAUGCUGCUCAAGGAAGGUCACAGUUCAACCAAGAGGUUGAGGUUUUAUGCUGUAUAAGGCAUCCAAAUAUGGUCCUCCUUUUGGGUGCCUGUCCAGAAUACGGUUGCUUGGUCUAUGAAUACAUGGCAAACGGAAGCCUUGAAGACCGCCUAUUCUGUCGCGGAAAGUCACCAGUUUUGUCUUGGCAAGUACGUUUUAGAAUAGCAGCCGAGAUCGCCACAGGCCUCCUCUUCCUCCACCAGACUAAACCGGAGCCACUAGUCCAUCGCGACCUAAAACCCGGGAACAUUCUCCUCGAUCGCAACUUCGUCAGCAAGAUUAGUGACGUCGGUUUGGCGAGACUUGUCCCACCAACCGUCGCCAAUAACGUGACACAAUACCGCAUGACCUCAACCGCCGGGACCUUUUGCUAUAUUGACCCCGAGUAUCAACAAACGGGGAUGCUCGGGAUCAAAUCAGACAUAUACUCCCUCGGGAUUAUGCUCCUUCAGAUCGUCACGGCCAAGCCUCCUAUGGGUCUUGCCCAUCAAGUCGAGAUGGCAAUCGAGAGAGGAGAUUUCGCUGAAAUGCUCGAUCCAGCAGUUCAAGAUUGGCCGGUGGAGGAAGCAACUAUGUUUGCUAAGAUGGCUUUGAAAUGCGCGGAAUUGAGAAGGAAAGAUAGACCUGAUUUGAAGAUGGAUAUCUUACCCGAGCUUAAUAGGUUACGGGUUUUCUCGGAGGAGACCAUGCCUGCUUAUUCCAUGGGCAGUGGAAACUCGCAAACUAGCAUGAUGAGCAUGUCUUUGAAUUCUUCUGCCGCCAUGAGCAGCCAGGUUUCGGUUCGGAUAGGAGUGACGCAUAUCGAUCUUAUGGACAUCGACAAUAAACCUAUUGGAGUGAAGAACAUCAUCUACUUCUUUUACAUGGCAUUGCAGAUUGGUUGA
Messenger RNA from Impatiens glandulifera, 2499 nucleotides. RefSeq names its product U-box domain-containing protein 35-like. Lineage: Eukaryota; Viridiplantae; Streptophyta; Magnoliopsida; Ericales; Balsaminaceae. The transcript has 10 exons. Gene Ontology annotation, molecular function: protein kinase activity; ATP binding. Gene Ontology annotation, biological process: protein phosphorylation. The record is from RefSeq and is a predicted model, not a curated record. Bases 1 to 2499 code for a protein of 832 amino acids.